CACGUCCUGCAACGAAAAGGAAUAGUCUGGUGUUCGGAGUGGAGGAGUUGCCGUGUAGAGGCUGUACAUAGGGAGACGGCGGCCGCACCCGCUGCAUCACGAUUUCAAUCACGAGAGGGCGUCCUCUGACAGAGGCACUGUCGACGUUUGUUGUGGAAGUGCAAGUGGUGCAGCGCUAGCGCUAGCCGUGUAGAAGAAACUAAAUUUAAAUCGUUGAAGUCGACGUAUUGAUAGGCCAAGAACCUUGAAAGGCUUGUCGACUUUAAACAGCAGCACACUACAUUACCAUCGAUUGUGAGUCGGACUUGUCACCAUGCUGCCGGCUGAUUACGACCACCUCCCCAAUGCCAAGCAGAUUCUGGGCGAGCACCUGUACGCCAAGGUGGAAGAGCUGCACCCGCAGCAGGCUGCCCGCCUCACCGGUGUCCUGCUGGAGGCCGGUAACCAGGAAGUGAUGCGGAUGCUAAGAGACAAGGAUCUUCUAAAGAGGAGGGUUAAAGGAGCCAAGAGGGUCAUCGAUGAGGAGAGUUUUGCUAAGGGGAUUCCCCAUCCAGCCUUUGACAUGGAAAGCUUGGGUGAGAGGCUCUACGACAAAGUGCAGGAGCUGGGCUCACAACACUGUGCCAAAGUCACAGGGAUGCUCCUGGAGUUGAACCCUGACAUUAUCAACAAUCUGCUAACGUCACGCUCAGAACUACACAAAGCAGUGCAGAAAGCAACAGCAACACUGCUGAAUGAGCAGCCCGAAGAACAAGGCUGUCAGAUUGAGAUGGAUGAGGAGAAGCAAGAACUCGGGGAGGAGUUAUACUGCAUCAUUGAAGAGGCACACCCAGAACUGGCUUCCAAACUUACAGGUAUGCUUCUGGAAAUGGAUGCCGCCCAACUCAGAGAGUUGCUGGAUUACCCCUCUAAGCUGAACGAGAAGGUCCAGAUUGCCUUGGAGGCUCUGAAGGCCGCUUGUCUCCCCACGUGACUCAGGAAGCCAGAGAGGGGUGAAAAGGACAGAUGCAUUUGGAAACUGUGUACAUGAACAGUGGACUUUUUAACAGCGGCUACAACAGAGCUCGUGUUAGUUGUUUCAGGAACACUGGCAUUAUUUGUAUACCGAGACAGAGACUCAUCGAACAUGAUGAAUGAAAUCCUCCUUGAACUGAAGGCCAGGGUUGUCAUUGGGUCAGUUGACAGUGAUAGCUUUAACCCUGAUCCUUCCAACACCAACUGUGAUCAAACAUUGUUACGUAUUGUUGGACUGGAGGGUGCACUAGCUGUAGGCGAGUGUGUUAACUGCAGAGCGACAGGGUUGGGGUUUACACUGUGCAGUCAAAGAUUACCCGUUAUAAUUUUUAUGCAAUCAAAAAGGUUAGCAUUUCGAGGUGUGUCUGUAUUUGUUGCAUUAGGGCUGCACGGAGAGCAAAACUGAUUGCUUAGGGUUCAGGUGCGCCUCUUUCAUAAACACUAUAGAAAAAAAGGGUGCCGGAAAAAAGAGGACACAGUACAAAAUUUAAAAUAUUCCCCAAAAUUUUUUAGAUACAUUCGAUUAUUUAUUUUUGAUACAACAGAAUCAAGCAUUUAUGCUUUAUGCAGCACAAAUGAUAAUUUUUACUCAUUUGAAAUUUGCACAUGCAUUUCAUUGUAAAGAACUUGGCAAGAUUGGAGAUAGUCAACAAAGUGGUUUUGGGGCUACAGGUGUUUAUUUUUUUUCUGAAUGCAUUGCGGUCUAUAUUGACUGUACAGUCAUUGGUACACUGUAAAUUAUGGGUUUAUAUCGCCAUUAGUCUGCGUGUACAUCAUUGCAAGUUUGCUAACUGAUUUCUUGAAAAGAAGUUUUAAGUAUGGGUUAACAGAAAAUAAGCUUUUGGCGGCUUUCAACACAAAAAAUGAAGCGAAAAAUAAACAACACAGUACUUUCUCA
Messenger RNA from Acanthaster planci (crown-of-thorns starfish), 1912 nucleotides. RefSeq names its product embryonic polyadenylate-binding protein B-like. The record is from RefSeq and is a predicted model, not a curated record. Gene Ontology annotation, cellular component: nucleus; cytoplasm. Gene Ontology annotation, molecular function: RNA binding; ubiquitin-ubiquitin ligase activity. Gene Ontology annotation, biological process: positive regulation of canonical Wnt signaling pathway; protein polyubiquitination. Lineage: Eukaryota; Metazoa; Echinodermata; Asteroidea; Valvatida; Acanthasteridae.